GUCCAGAAGGACGCAGAUGCUGUGGACAAGGUAAUGAAGGAACUAGAUGAAAAUGGAGAUGGAGAGGUGGACUUCAAGGAGUAUGUCGUGCUGGUGGCCGCUCUCACUGUGGCUUGUAACAACUUCUUCUGGGAGAACAGUUGAGCACACAGCCCUAGUUAACAGUGCCCUUCCUCUCCAACUUGUCAAGGCAUCCCCUUUAUCCUGCCUUCUCCUCACCCGACCUGUACCACCCUAGGUCCCCAUCCUUGCCCAGUUCCAACAUGCAUUAAGGGCGCAAGAGUGGCAGUCCAGAUCUGCCACUCAUUUUAAUAAUGUCUUCUCUCUCACCAACUGUCAAUGUCUGUAUCCUCUGGGUUGGGUAUGCGUGAAUAAAGAGUGCUCAAACCC
This is a messenger RNA of Psammomys obesus (fat sand rat), 390 nucleotides long. RefSeq names its product S100 calcium binding protein A1 (gene S100a1). Gene Ontology annotation, biological process: regulation of heart contraction. The record is from RefSeq and is a predicted model, not a curated record. Lineage: Eukaryota; Metazoa; Chordata; Mammalia; Rodentia; Muridae. Gene Ontology annotation, molecular function: S100 protein binding; calcium ion binding. Gene Ontology annotation, cellular component: sarcoplasmic reticulum.